This is a messenger RNA of Daktulosphaira vitifoliae (grape phylloxera), 1463 nucleotides long. It is a transcript of the gene BORCS6, whose product is annotated as BLOC-1-related complex subunit 6. Gene Ontology annotation, biological process: lysosome localization. The coding region runs from base 441 to 905 and encodes 154 amino acids. The transcript is spliced from 4 exons. The record is from RefSeq and is a predicted model, not a curated record. Gene Ontology annotation, cellular component: BORC complex. NCBI's taxonomy places the organism in Eukaryota, Metazoa, Arthropoda, Insecta, Hemiptera, Phylloxeridae.
UUUGAUUUACUUUAUUGAUACUUGUUUUGACACUGGGAAGUUAAACGUCGGCUGUAUUGUUAAUGCGUGUCGUGAUUAAGCUUACUAUUUAAAACUUAAACUUACUUAUUGAAGGACGUAUGUAAAUUAAAUUUGUCAAAUUAUCGGCAUAAUGCGUGGCUUACAUGCAUGAUAUAUUUUGUUCCAUUAACAGCAGUAUGGACAACUUUUUACUGGUUCAAAUCACUGCAAUUGUCUUCCUUUUAUUCGUAAUCCAAUAUCAUCAUAGUACGAAUCAAGUUAAAACAUUUCACUCAAGAGUAAAAUGAGACACUAAAUGAUUACUUUAUUGCUGGUUUAUUCGAUGUUAGAUGUCUAUUGAGGGCCAUUGUGGCUAGUGCUUGGGUAAAUCUGAAUUUCGGGAUCUCUGUGUCAGAAGAAAGGAAGUUGAAGUAAACGCAAUGGCCGAAAAAAAUAAUAAAAUGGACUUUUUGGAUAAUCUUGAAGGUACAGUGAUUAAAACCGGCAAUAUGGUAACGUUUGUCGCAGAAGACUUGGAAACUAAACUAAAACAAACAAGUCCUACAUCACCAGUACGACCUUUGGGUAGAUUUUUCUUAGAUUCAAAUUUACUUGACGAACUAGAAUUUGAGGCAAAGAACAUUGCUGCUUCUGUUGAUACAUUAACUGAGACUCUUUCAGAAGUAUUGCAUAGUAUGUCUGCACUCACUGUAGAAUGUUUAGAAAUUUAUAGAGACGUCGUUUGUAAGACUUGCGACUCUAUCGACACAAAUAUUAGAUCAAUGUAUCAACUAAUGGCCAAAUGUGAAGAGCUUUCUAAGGAAAUGGAAUCAGUCUAUAAAUUAGCUCAACAAAUUAAAGAUAUAAAACACGUUUUAGAUUUAUUUGAAAAUGCACUAAAUUAAUUUUAAAUUAUAUCUCGUUUAAUUUAUUAUUACCUUAUACUUACCAAGUAUGUAAUAUUACAUCAUUAUAUAAAAAGUACAAUUAUAAAAAUUACAAUUGUUAAAAUUACAUACAAAUUACUUGAUCAUUCAUUUUUUUAAAAAUGUCAUUGAAUCUAGUCCUAAUUUAACUAAAAGUAAUUAUAUCCGAGUAGUGUAAAAUAUUUUAUUUGUUUUUUAUAAGUUUAUUUUUACCAUGAUACCAUUUUAUAAUUUUAAUUUCGAUGCAAUUAAUCAAUCUAUUUAAUAUAAUAUAAACUAAUGAAUAUUUAAUUAUUAAAUUUGUAUUAUAUAUUUUGUUGGGGAGAAAAAAACAUAAUUUUAAUAAAAAAAAGUAUUUGAUCAAAAGCUAAACCAAAAUUAGAAUUUUUUUUUACUUUACAUGAUUAGAUAUGCUUUUUAUCAAAAAGCUAGUUGAACAUUUUUUUUGGGAGUCACUAAAAUUGUGUCAAGUUUCCUUCUUACUAUUUCGAUAAUUAGAAAAUUGAUUUUCAAAAUAUGUAUGUUAUUAUAUACAAG